UGAGGUCAUUGACGGAUAAGGAAGUUAUGCUGGAAUUUGAGUGAGCGCAUUUGUCUACUGUGAGCGCUGCUGAGGCUGCAGGCAACAAGAUUCUAACACGAAGACGGUCAUUACAUAACCAGGACCAAGAUGUCGUCCACCUCACAAAAACAUAAAGACUUCGUAGCCGAGCCCAUGGGGGAGAAGCCGGUGACGAACCUCGCAGGCAUCGGAGAGGUACUGGGAAGCCGCCUGGAGGAGAAAGGUUUCGACAAGGCAUACGUGGUCCUGGGCCAGUUCCUGGUCUUGAAGAAGGACGAAGAGCUCUUCCGUGAUUGGUUAAAAGACACAUGCGGGGCCAACGCCAAACAGCAAGGUGACUGCUAUGGCUGCCUUCGGGAGUGGUGUGACGCCUUCCUGUAGAUGACAAGCAGACUGUUGGGUUUUUUGAUUGUUUUUGUUUUUCCUUUUUAUAUAUAUAAAUAUAAUUCACACAUGGUUUACCUCUAAUGGACACAGACCUCCUGUGUUGACUGCUUGCGAGUGACUUUGGAUUGGUAGUUAAUUAGCCUCACUGAGCAAAGACUUAAGAUCGUUUAGUGUAUCGUAACCAAUGAUCUGCAACAGCAGUCCACCUUCAUGUCUAAUUUAGCUCUAAUAUGUAUGCAGAGCAUCUGCGUAGCACCUGAUGCUGUUAUUGGGGUGUUUUAUUUGUUUGUUUGUUUUUUUUUCCGGAAAUGAUUUGUUUGAGUUUCAGCGACCAUGGCGUUAAUAUAGAUUGGGUGCAUUCACCAGGGCUUCGUCUGUGCUUCUCUACUGAUUGUCAUCAACUGCUUGGUCCAUCACGUUUUUUUUUUUUGUCCAGUACUUUGUCAAAUGGCUUCCCUCAGCCACAAUGGCCUAUUAGCAAGGCUGUCUUUUAGUGAAUGGUUUUAAUAUCUGCAGCUCUGUAAUACCCCAGUCUAUAAUGUAAAAUGCAAGGGAUGUGUCACACGUGGUGUUUAAAUGUUUCAAGAAGCUGAAUGUGGUGGCACUCACCCCUGUUUAAACUGUAAGAUGCCUUAAAGUACCCUGGAAACAUACUGUUGUUUAACUAUCAUGCCAGCUAGCCAACGUGGAUUGGAGUUUUUUUAAGAGAUGUUGAAGGAUGUUUUUGUUUUUACUUGAAGUUGUUCAAAUCCCACUUUUAAAUCGGGUGUGUGGAGCCAUCUGUUCUUCCCUGGAUUCAAAUGUCACUGGCUGGCCCUUGCUUCUCUUCUUCUCAACUGCUAACAGUGAGUUAACAGAGCUGAGUAGUGCAGCGGCACUGCAGUAGAAAGUUGUGCUGUUACUACCAGCGUAAAACGUAAACGUAAAACACGCAGGUGAUCACUCACGUGCACACACAUACUGCUGCCUGUCAAUGUUGGCCAAACUGUGAAGAUCAACAAUAUCCAUUUUAAGACUUUGUAUCACUUGAUUUAAUUUUGCUUUCUCACGAAAAGUCAUAAGCCUACAUAAUUUUGGCAUGUAUUGUAUGUAAGGUUUGUGUAUUUUUAAAAAAUAAAGACAUGUUAGGAAAUAAUAAACGGCAAACAUCA
Molecule: messenger RNA, 1559 nt
Organism: Engraulis encrasicolus (European anchovy)
Lineage: Eukaryota; Metazoa; Chordata; Actinopteri; Clupeiformes; Engraulidae
Gene: banf1
Product: BAF nuclear assembly factor 1
Exons: 3
Coding region: 130-402 (90 amino acids)
Molecular function (GO): DNA binding
Source: RefSeq, a predicted model, not a curated record